AAUGCUCUCCUCUAGAUAUAUUGGUGUUCUGUGAACGAUAAUAGAUGAAGUUGUGUUAAGAAUGAUUUGAAGUUAAAAUCUGUUGUUUGGUAUACAUAAUCGGAUUAAGCUUUUACCAACUGCAAAGAUGCCACUGUUGAUGGUCCCCCGUUGUGAGUGGAACGCUCUACCACCCUGUGGAGAUGUGACGUCACUGCAGUACCCUUUGCACGCAGUGUUCAUAACCAGUACAGAGACAGAACCGUGCAACAGCCAGGAAGAGUGUGCAAGAGUUGUACAGAACCUGCAGACGACACAUCAGUACUACAAGUUACAGGACUUGCCAUACAGCUUCCUAAUCGGAGGAGAUGGCCGAGUCUAUGAGGGGAGGGGCUGGGCCUAUUCCAUCUCUCCGCCAUUCGAAGUCCACCCUGAGUCUCAAUGGAAGAGCAUUAUUAUUGCUAAAAUCGGUCCUCGUUCAGUGGCUGACCCCUGCAAGUUCAUGGAGAGGGCGGUUGGUAGCCUGAUAGACAAUGCAAUCCGAGAGAGACGCAUCGACUACGACACCAACUACUAUUUUCAAGAAAACGACGAGGCGAUGAAAAACUUCCCUUUUCACAGAUUUAAACAGAUAAACUUAAAUAACGUUAAGAAAGUUGAUGUUAAACAACUGCUUUAACUUGUGUACACUUAUGUUUUUUAAGAGUAAGAGUAUAACAAAGAAGACUCCCAAUAUUCCUAACUUGGUUCCGGUAUUCAGUUCACUUGGAAUUGACAAAUAUUUUGAGAGAAAAAACUUAAAUAGAUAAUGUCAGCAAGUAUUUCUAAAAUUACAGUAUUUCUAAGUAAGUAAACUAAAAUUUAGAGAGUAAUUUUUUGUUUAGAAUCCCUGAAAUGGGGGUUUUGUUAAUUGAAUACUCAUUAUUAACUUUUGCAACAUGAUUUCGGAUAUUCAUAGCUAAAAUGUGUUCCUAGCAACAACCCGAUGUCUUCGCAACCACACAGUAACGUCAAGAUAUUGCUGCGAUAACGACGAUGAUGAUAUCUUCACCACCGCGGAAGGAUGUGAAGAUAUUGUCACGAGCACGAGAGACGAUGAUGAUAUUUUUGCGACCAUGGAGUAGUUUCAAGAUAUUGGCGCGAUCACGGGAGGGGGGAUGAUGUCUUUCCAACUGUGGGGGAAUGUCAAGAUGUUGCCGCGAUCACGCGAGGCGGUGAUUAUGGUUUCGCAGCCGUGGAGGAAUGUCAAGUAUACCGAGAUUACAGGAGCUGAUUAUGAAGCCUUCGCGACCGCGGAAAUAAGUAAAGAUUUCCGAAAUCACGGGAGGUGGUGAUGAUGCGAGUUCACAGCUGUAAAGGCAUGACAAGUUUGAUGAGAUCUCAGGAGGAGGAGAUUAUGAUGAUGAUGAUGAUGAUAACUUCGCGACAGUUUGUGACCGACCAUAAUAUAUUGCUAAGAUCACAGAAGUGAAUGAAUGAGCAGCCACGGGGGAAUGCAAGACAUUGUCGCGAUCACGGAUUAUUGUCAAGACGACUAUAUUAUGGAGGCAGACCGAAACCGGCAUUUUUUUAGAGGGUGCCGGGAGAUAAGUAGUUAUAAAGGCCUACAGUAGAACCUCGCUAAUUCAAACCUCGAUUAUUCAAAAACCUCUAUAAUUAGAAAUGUUUAUCCGUUCGCCUCAAAAACCUCAAAAAUUAAAAAAAUAAUAUACCGAUAAUUCAAAGUGAUUUUUACGCUUAAUGCAGCCUCUACAAUUCGAAUUUGUCCAUACUCGAGCCUAUACAAUUCAAAUUUUGUUGCCGUUAUUCGGAGUGUUACCUCCAAAUUCAAAGUCAACCUCUGCAAUUCGAACUGCAUUACCGUAGCCUCUGUAAUUAGAAUUCAGGAUAAAAAUACACUUGUUGAAACAUGA
Molecule: messenger RNA, 1892 nt
Organism: Macrosteles quadrilineatus (aster leafhopper)
Lineage: Eukaryota; Metazoa; Arthropoda; Insecta; Hemiptera; Cicadellidae
Product: peptidoglycan-recognition protein SB2-like
Exons: 4
Coding region: 128-658 (176 amino acids)
Biological process (GO): peptidoglycan catabolic process
Molecular function (GO): zinc ion binding; N-acetylmuramoyl-L-alanine amidase activity
Source: RefSeq, a predicted model, not a curated record